Exophiala aquamarina CBS 119918 is the source of this 2166-nucleotide messenger RNA. RefSeq lists its product as uncharacterized. Gene Ontology annotation, molecular function: DNA-binding transcription factor activity, RNA polymerase II-specific; zinc ion binding. The record is from RefSeq and is a predicted model, not a curated record. Lineage: Eukaryota; Fungi; Ascomycota; Eurotiomycetes; Chaetothyriales; Herpotrichiellaceae. The transcript has 3 exons. Bases 1 to 2166 code for a protein of 721 amino acids. Gene Ontology annotation, biological process: regulation of DNA-templated transcription.
AUGUCGUCCAUAUCUCCUAUAACCUCAUACUCGUCGACACAGCCUCCAGAUCCAAGCGGAGCCUACAAGUAUGAGGAUCCCACUGCCUACCACAUCCCCACAGGCUAUCCCAACCAGUUCGAAGUCUCUCUACCCCUCUCGCGAUCCGAUUCCGAGGCGCAGAGAGAUCUGUCGAAAAUUCAAUCUGCUGGUUCCUCCGAACCAAAGAUUCGUCUGCGCAAGGCCUGCGAUAGCUGUAGUGUGCGGAAAGUAAAAUGUGAUGAGACCGGCCCGCCAUGCAAGUCUUGCGCCGCUCUCGAGAUCCCUUGUACUUUUGAUCGUCCCAGUCGUCGUCGAGGUCCUCCAAACAAACACGCUGAGGCAAUCAAGAGACAAAAGCUGGAAGGCGGUGCUUAUGAAGGGUCCAGAGGCUCUCCAACUCAUGAUGCAGCCUACAGUUUGGCCUCUCUUGCUGCUCCUGUUCCUCUAUCCGCCGAAUCAAUCUGCGAUUUACCCACCCUGGGACUUCUCUUGGACGACUAUUUCACCUACAUCCACCCUUUGAUCCCCGUUCCCCACGAGCCUACGUUCCGGCGAUCCUUCGAGGCUAGGGAAGAUCGGACCAACCACAACUUUCUGUCAUUAAUUGCCGCUAUGGUCGAAUGUCUCGUUGCGUCGUUUCCGCGCAGACCGCGCCAGCUGUUCACCUCGGAACCGGCCAGAACGCAAUUUCCUCACGCUGGAGCCUUGAUUGAUCGGUGUCAUCAGGUUUUCAUUGAGGCGCGGGGUAUCGGCUACAUGGACAGGCAAAUGAAUCUUUAUGAUGGCAUUGCUAGCUAUCUGGUUGGCCUUGCCGCUGGCUAUGUCUUGGAUAUCGCACGCAUGCGCCUGUAUCUUGGAGAAUGCACGAUCAUCACACGGGAGCUUGGCUUCCAUCGCCCCGAGAUAUACCGCCCUGCCGCAACUCCUGGCGGAACUUUUCAGCCAGUCGACCUGCAGCGACCACCACCUAUUGACCACGUAUACCAAGAGUCUGGAAGACGCUUGUUUUGGCUCUUAUUCGUGGGCGCGAUGUCCGCUCGACAGCUCGACGAUGCAGAGGGUGACUUGUUGAUUCCCCCGGUCUCCCACGCAGAAAUGCUCCCCACACUUCCCUUGGAGGUGGACGAUGAGUACAUCACUGAAUCACAGGUCUAUCCACAACCUCGAGGCGUAGUUUCGGAAAUUGCGGGUUUCAAUCUCAACGUUAAGGUCUUCCGCGCCUUUCAUUUCCUGGCUGCUCUUGAACUAGCAUUUGGAGCCAACACGGUUUAUGACUGGGAUCGCCAACGUCAAUUCAUUCGCCGUGCGCUCCAGAAUGUCAAGGAUGCAACGCGAGACGCACCGAAAGAAUUACAAUUAAAUCCAGCCAACGGAUUCGGAGAAUGGCCACCAACUCAAGCCGACAUUUCGGCGUACUCGCACCUAUUCAAUGAGCGAGAAGGUGCAGAAACCGAGUUAGCCCCAACCCCCGUGAGUGCUCGAGGUUCUCUGUCCGGUGUAUCACUCUCCAAAAGGUCCAUACAGUUCGAAAUCCAGAAGGCGAACAUCUAUGGAACGCAACUCUCAUCAAGAUCAUAUCUUGUGGAGAGAUUUUGGAAUCUGUACGAAAUCGUCGACCGAGACAAAUUGACCUUUCCCACGGAGAAAGCAGGGGCCAGCUCUUCACCCACUGCCGGGAUCAUGACCACAGGAAUGGACCACAGCUACAGGCAGGUGACUGGUCGCACUCCUAGUGACAGUCUGAUGGAUACUGGAGAGCAGAUGAUGGCUGUGGAGAGAGAAGAUAUUGUCAGGGACAUGGCUUUGCUUUUGAAGAGCAUCAACCAGGUCAAUAUGGAGCCGAACGGAAUGAGUUUUUGUAACAAAAUCCGCACAGUGGCAUCCACCUUACUCGAAACAAAACGUGCCAGAAUGAGCGUUAUGCCUACACUAGACUCGGAAAGUGUCAACAGCUACCUCCAUGCAUUCCUUGAUAUACUGUCCAAACUGGAGCGACUAGGUCCCGGCCGCUUCCGCGGUGUCGCUGAUGGGACUACUGGUGGCAUCCUGAGGACACCAGAGGAGAUUGAGGAGGAGGAGCUGGUCUACUGGGCAAGUCUAAAGGAACACCAGGAGAGGUUUGUCCGGUCGAACGGGGUCUGGUGA